Glarea lozoyensis ATCC 20868 is the source of this 1344-nucleotide messenger RNA. RefSeq lists its product as uncharacterized. Gene Ontology annotation, molecular function: acyltransferase activity, transferring groups other than amino-acyl groups. The record is from RefSeq and is a predicted model, not a curated record. The coding region runs from base 1 to 1344 and encodes 447 amino acids. Lineage: Eukaryota; Fungi; Ascomycota; Leotiomycetes; Helotiales; Helotiaceae. Gene Ontology annotation, biological process: polysaccharide biosynthetic process. Gene Ontology annotation, cellular component: membrane. The transcript has 3 exons.
AUGGCUGUCAAGGCCGAGAAUGUGAAAUGGGUUGAUGGUCUCCGGGGUUUUGCUUCUCUUCUUGUUGUCCUCACACACAUUGCGAGAUCGUGGGACGAAGGUCUCUUCCUACCUGCCGACGCCGAAGGUGCCAAGCCGCGAGUAGCACAAUGGCCCAUCAUCCGGAUUAUGUUCCAAGGAAGAGUAGGAGUUGCGAUAUUCUCUUUGGUGACAGGUUACGUUUGUGCUCUGAAACCGAUACGACAGUGUAGAUCAGGACAGCAAGAAUUGAUGAUGCAGCAACUUGCAAAGAGCGCAUUUAGACGAGUACCAAGACUUAUGCUUCCUACCACGAUCGCUACAAUUCUCAUCUGGUUCGUUACCCAGUUCGGUGUAUUCGAGGUUGCGAAUAGGGUGGAAGGCUGGUGGCUCAAUUAUACUUCGCCGAACAUGACACCGUACAUUGGACAAGCCGUCAUGGAUUUGAUCUUAAACUGUAUCACCACUUGGACGAAGAUGUGGAACGUAUACGACAAAAACCAGUGGACUUUACUUCCUUUGCUCAAGGGUAGCAUGACGGUGUACAUGUUCCUGGUGGCUACAGCAUAUUUGAAACCAAGAUUCAGGAUGAUGGCCGCUUUCGGGUUUUACUUGUACAACUACAUCGGCAAUGAACCUGCCUUUGGAAUGCAAUUCUUCUUUGGUGUCUUCCUUUCCGACCUCUCACAAAGUCCUAGUCACAUCGCUUGGUGCCAAGCUCGCAAAUGGCCACAAAGAUUCCUCGCUCCAAUUCUCAUACUCAUCGGACUUAUCCUCGCUUCCUACCCGGAAAAUCAUGUAGACUGGGUUCACUGGUCCACGAAAAUGGGUCACUGGUCUGUAUUGAUUUUCCCACACGAUAACGAAACGCCACGAGCGUACUCUGGACUCGGUCUCAAUUUUGUCGCUCUCGGCAUCCACUUCUCACCAUCCGCGAAGAAUUUCCUAUCAAACAGAUAUCUCCUUUACUUUGGAAAAAACUCCUUCGCUGUAUACCUUCUCCACGGCAGUCUCCUUCGAACGAUUUUGGUAUGGAUGUAUUAUGGAUUCCAAGUUCCAGCAGAUAUUAUCCAUGAAGAUGGAAAAAGGGAACCUGGACACAACUUUCCCCCACCUUCAAGGGCACGAUUUUGGUGCUGGCUUCCAAUUUGGUUCGUCAUCUUAUACACUGUCGCACAUUACUGGACGAAAUACGUCGAUCCUCUCUGCGCGAAAUUGACAGAACGCUGGGUCAAAUACACAUUCGAAACGCCACAAACCGAUCUCUCGGCUGGCGAAAAACCUAUUCUUCCACAUGCCGUUCAGGUGAGCGAGCUCCCAAAAUAA